Messenger RNA from Owenia fusiformis, 855 nucleotides. The record is from the annotation of a GenBank genome assembly. NCBI's taxonomy places the organism in Eukaryota, Metazoa, Annelida, Polychaeta, Sabellida, Oweniidae.
CUCCCUUUAUUCAACCAUCCGAAUAGUUUAACAUGUAAUCAAUAAGGGUAUCCCAUCUAAAAAAGGCCAAGUAUAGCUGGAGGUUAGACCAAGCUAAGGUAUAUCACAGUGAACAGCAAUAUUGUAAGAGGUGUAGCUUCUCUUAUAAUUUACUAAACAAUAAAAUGGCUAUGCAUCCAGAUGGGUAUGGUUUUACAGCCGAAGUGAAAGAUAAGAUAUCUUCGAAGUAUGAUCUGACUUUAGCAAGGGAAGCAGGAAACUGGAUUAAAUUCUUCGUUAAAGACGCAAACUGGAAAGGGGACGAUGAGGAAAGUGUCCAUGAAACAUUGAAAGAUGGUAUCAUUUUAUGCAAACUCAUAAACGCAUUACAACCUGGAAGUGUGAAGACAAUCAACAGUAGUAAAAUGGCCUUUCAACAAAUGGAAAAUAUUGGCAACUUCAUUUCUGGAUCUACGAAAUACGGGGUGAAAAAAGAAUAUUGGUUUGCAACUGUGGAUUUGUAUGAAGCUGAGAAUAUGGCUCAAGUUGUACUAUGCUUGCAUGCAUUAGCUAGAAAGGCUGCGUCGAAAGGUGAAAGGGGUAUCAGGCCCAAGGAGUCGGAGUAAAAUAAACGAAACUUCAGUGAUGAACAGCAGCUUCGUACUGACGAGGGUGUAAUUGAGUUACAAAUGGGGACCAAUAAAUUCGCAAACCAAUCAGGGCAGAAUUUCGGAAAAACAAGAGACAUCCUAGAUUAGACAAUAAUCCAAAUAUCAGUAUCAGAUACAUUCAAGAAAUAAUUCCAUAUUCACAGUACGGGGUAGCUAUUCUUCUGGAAACCUCUGUAAAGUAAAAAUAAAUGUUCAAAAAUGUGAA